Molecule: messenger RNA, 825 nt
Organism: Aphis gossypii (cotton aphid)
Lineage: Eukaryota; Metazoa; Arthropoda; Insecta; Hemiptera; Aphididae
Product: thioredoxin C-1
Exons: 5
Coding region: 216-635 (139 amino acids)
Cellular component (GO): cytoplasm
Molecular function (GO): oxidoreductase activity, acting on a sulfur group of donors, disulfide as acceptor; protein-disulfide reductase activity
Source: RefSeq, a predicted model, not a curated record
ACUAAACACAAAUGAUAAAAAUUGUAAUCAUACUAAUAAAUAAAAGGUACCAGCAAGCUGCUAUAUAGUCAUUACUUUAUUAGUGUUAUUACUUAACUAAUUUACUCAAAACACGAUAGGUAAUUCGCAGUUUUAAUAAUACACAGAAACCGAGAAACAGCACUUUUAAGCUUUCAUUUGUGUAAUAACUCACUAUUUUAUUCUAUACGUUAACCAUGUUUAUGAACGUUGCCAGAAAUAUGUCGUUUUCAAAAAUUAUUUCAAGAACAUUCAGCUUAACUACAACUAGGCAUAGAAUAAUUAAAAUUCAAGAUCAAGAAGACUUCAAUGCACAAGUACUAAAAAGUAAAGAGCCUGUGGUGAUAGAUUUUUUCGCAACUUGGUGUGGGCCAUGUAAAAUGUUACUUCCUCGAAUAGAAAAAAUAAUAGAAGAACAUAAUGGUACAAUUCAUCUUGUAAAAGUUGAUAUUGAUGACAAUGCUGAAAUUGCCAUGGAAUAUGGCGUAUCAGUAGUACCAGAAUUAGUUUUAAUGAAAGACGGCAAAGUUCAAGGAAAAAUGAUUGGACUACAAGAUGAAGAUAAACUUAAAAAAUUUGUUUCAAAAUUAUCUGAGCCAAGCACAGAAAAAAAAUAAUAUACUUUAUUCAUGAAAUUUUAUUUAGGUAAUUGGAUUCAGUUAGAUUUACGGUUUUAAUGCUAUUUAUUUAAUUUUUUAAAUUAAAUAUUUAAAUAUGUAAUAAAACAAAAUUAGUUAUAAUUUUGAAAAAAAUAUAAUUUAUUAAAUGUAUUAUUCAAACAUUUGAAUAAUAGUCCUUGCUCGUUGA